AUGUAUUUUUCCCCAGCUUCAUCACCAGUCACGCCCGGUAUCGAAUAUGCUGAAUCAAAAGAAACUCACCAAGACAAAUCGCCUGCGCAACAAAUUUACGCAACUCCCUUGCCGCAAAUAGCCAAGAUCUCUGAUGUGCUGACAGGGCAAGGACCACCCUACCAAGCGGCUAUUGCUAGCCACCUCUACGCCCCUGUGUCCAUUUACCAAGCGAGGCUCGGCACCCCGACAACUUACGAAGUAUCCCCUCCGAUAGCAUCGCAAUUAGCCUAUUCCGAGCACAAGAUAUCGUACCAACCGCCGCAAAACGCCAUACAAUACACUCAGCCACUACAAUACAACCAGAAACUACAGGCCCCCAAACAAGCAAAUUUCGCCAAGCCAAUUAAUUAUCAACAACCUUACCAACAACAAAUAUUAAUACAGCCACAGCCAGCGUUAUAUUCUCAUCAACCACAAUUAGUGCCACAACCUAUUUAUCGGCAUAUUGCUCAAUUUCCUAUCCAAAUACAAAGACCUGUGCAGUAUAUUCAAAAUGCUGUACCCUCUCAACAAUACGUACAACAGGCAGUUUAUCCCCAAGAACAACAGAAUCUAAUUCAAGUCCUGCCUGCGCAGCCAGGUAUUACCUACGUUGGUGAAGAGCCCAAUCAUGCGAAUAAUGAACAGCAACAUGGUCAAGAAUCUAAAACAGAAGAGCAGCGAAAUGAUGGCGAAACUUAUGAAAAACAAGCUCCAUCACAUGAAGAGAAACACAAUGUUCAAUCUCAAGGAGCAAUAAGUUACGCAAGCUUCUCACAGAGUCCGCCAACACCUUCCUUUGUACAACAACGUGAACAAUACCAGCCAAAGCCUCAAUAUCAAGUACAGCAGUUAUAUCGAGUGCAAGUUCAACCGCAACAGCAGCAACAACAGUUAGCAAUUCAACCACAAAUCCAAUACCAGAAUCAACAAGUUCAGCUACAAAAUGUCCAAAACGGCCAUUCCAAAACUUCUCAAGAAAGCAUUUCUACUGCUUCCACAAAAACUCUUCCAGUAAAUCCUGCAAGGCAUAUUUCCUACUUAAGACCUGGACCUAUGUUUACUCACAUACAACCUCAGUUAUAUCAGCAAAACCCUAAAUAUCUGAUCCAGACCCCUCAACCAGCUUCUGUACCUUUAGCAAGUCCAGCUUUUCCACCUGUUCAAUACUUCGGGAAAUUUGCUCAAUCAAUCUUCGGUGGCUAUCAACACCAAUAG
Diatraea saccharalis (sugarcane borer) is the source of this 1239-nucleotide messenger RNA. NCBI's taxonomy places the organism in Eukaryota, Metazoa, Arthropoda, Insecta, Lepidoptera, Crambidae. The record is from the annotation of a GenBank genome assembly.